Closterium sp. Naga37s-1 is the source of this 2202-nucleotide messenger RNA. The record is from the annotation of a GenBank genome assembly. NCBI's taxonomy places the organism in Eukaryota, Viridiplantae, Streptophyta, Zygnematophyceae, Desmidiales, Closteriaceae.
AUGAAGCACGCGGAGAGGCUAGACAGCGAGGUCAUAUAUGACCGGGAUUUCGACUAUGACUACUUUGGCUUUAAGACGCUCGAGCGAUCCUACCUGCUCAAGGUGAAUGGGAAGGUGGUGGAGCGACCACAGCACAUGCUGAUGCGAGUGGCGGUGGGCAUUCACAAGGCGGACAUAGAGGCUGCCGUGCAGACCUACCACCUCAUGUCCCAGCGAUGGUUCACCCAUGCAUCUCCGACUCUCUUCAACAGCGGCACGCCCAGGCCCCAGCUGAGCAGCAGCUGCCUCCUGGUGUGCAUGAAGGAGGACAGCAUCGAGGGCAUAUACGACACGCUCAAGGAGUGCGCAGUGAUCAGCAAGUCGGCGGGCGGCAUUGGCUUGUCCGCACAUUGCAUUCGCGCCAAGGGGAGCUACAUCCGCGGGACUAAUGGCAUGUCGAACGGCAUAGUGCCGAUGCUUAGGGUGUUCAAUGACAUGGCGAGAUACGUGGACCAGGGCGGAGGCAAGCGCAAAGUGAGAUACGUGGACCAGGGCGGAGGCAAGCGCAAAGGUGCCUUUGCCAUCUACAUUGAGCCGUGGCAUUCGGACAUGUUUGACUUUCUUGACCUGAGGGAGAGGGACCUGUUCUACGGGAUCUGGAUCCCUGACCUCUUCAUGCAACGCGUGCAGUCCAACAUGCCGUGGUCGCUCUUCUGUCCCAACGAGCCCCCUGGCCUGGCUGCUUCCCAUCCCAAUUUCUCUUAUCCCCCUUCCUCCCGUCCUCCCCCUCUUCCUCAUGCAACCAAUGCCCGUCCGAUUUCCCCCACAUCCAACAUGCCCUGGUCGCUCUUCUGCCCCAACGAGGCCCCUGGCCUGGCGGACUGCUGGGGGGAGGAGUUUGAGGCGCUGUACCUCAGAUACGAGAGGGAGGGCCGAGCCAAGCGGGUGAUACCAUCACAGAAGCUAUGGUUUGCAAUCUGUGAAGCACAAAUUGAGACAGGCAACCCGUACAUGCUGUUCAAGGACGCGUGCAAUCGCAAGUCGAACCAGCAGAAUCUGGGCACCAUCAAGUGCAGCAACCUGUGCACGGAGAUUGUUGAGUUCACCAGCCCUGAGGAGACUGCUGUCUGUAACCUUGUGUCCAUCGCUCUGCCACGCUUUGUGCGAGAGAAGGGGAUGCCGUCUGAAGCUCAUCCGUCCAAGCUGACUGGAAGCCUCAACCACGACCAACGAUUCUUCGACUUUGAGAAGCUGGGGGAGAUCACGGAGGUGGUAACAUGCAAUCUCAACAGGGUCAUCGACGUCAACUACUAUCCCACCGAGUCAGCCCGUCGCUCCAACAUGCGCCAUCGCCCCAUCGGUCUGGGCGUGCAAGGGCUAGCAGACGCAUUCAUUCUGCUGGGCAUGCCCUUUGACUCACCUCAAGCCCGCCAACUGAACCGGGACAUUUUCGAGACCAUCUACUACCACGCGCUCCGCACAUCGUGCCAGCUCGUUCAUUUGUACUUGUCCGUUGCGCGACAACUGAAUCGGGAUAUCUUCGAGACCAUCUACUACCAUGCGCUGCGCACGUCUUGCCAGCUGGCAAAGGAGGAGGGCACCUACGAGUCGUACGCUGGCUGCCCUGUCAGCAAGGGCAUCUUGCAACCAGACAUGUGGGGCGUCACUCCCUCGGACCGCUGGGACUGGGCGGCACUGAGGGAAGACAUAGCGACUCACGGGCUGAGGAACUCCCUGCUAGUAGCGCCCAUGCCCACGGCUUCGACCAGCCAGAUCCUGGGGAACAACGAGUGCUUCGAGCCGUACACGUCGAAUAUCUACUCGAGACGAGUGCUUAGUGGCGAGUUCGUGGUGGUGAACAAGCAUCUGCUCAGCGACCUCACUCACCUUGGCCUCUGGUUGCCAGACCUGAAGAAUGAGAUCAUGUACCGCAACGGGUCGGUGGAGGGGAUUGACGAGAUUCCUCAACACCUAAGAGACAUCUACAAGACUGUAUGGGAGUUGAAGCAGAGAGCGAUCGUGGACAUGGCAGCAGACAGAGGGGCGUUCAUCGAUCAGAGCCAGUCACUCAACAUCCACAUGGACGCUCCUACCUUCGGCAAGCUCACAUCGCUACACUUCUACACGUGGGGCAAGGGCUUGAAGACGGGCAUGUAUUAUCUGAGAACAAGAGGAGCAGCAGAUGCCAUCAAGUUCACAGUCGAUGCAGAAGCUGCCAAAAGG